AUGUCGCGAACUAGAGUUCUGCUGGUCGGGGCUGCGGGCGAAACGGGCGGCUCCAUCGCGAACGGACUGCUGGAGAAUCCCGGCUUUGAAGUUCAUGCUCUCGUCCGUCCCCGGUCGGUUCAAAAGCCUGCCAUCGUAGCCCUCCAAGAGCGAGGUGUACAGAUUCGCAAGGGCGAUCUCAAGGGCCCUGAGGAGUCUCUCGCCGACGUGUUGACCGGAAUCGAUGUUGUUGUCAGCUGUGUCGGUCCUGCGGAACAGCAGGACCAAAUUCCUCUCGCUAAGGCUGCAAAGAGUGCUGGAGUUCAACGAUUCAUCCCAUGUGGCUUCAUCACUGUGGCACCACCUGGUGGAAUCAUGUGGUUGAGGGACGAGAAAGAAACAGUGUACAACCACAUCAAACAGCUCCGACUUCCUUACACCAUCAUUGACAUCGGUUGGUGGUACCAGCUUUCUUACCCCCGCCUCGGUUCCGGAAGGACCGACUAUGCCAUGACUACGGCGAACAACGAAAUAGUCGGUGAUGGCAACACACCUCUUGCCCUAACGGACCUUCGAGACAUUGGACGCUACGUCGCCAAGAUCAUUGUUGAUGACCGGACACUGAACAAGAUGGUUUUCGCCUACAACACGGUCCUGACACAGAAUCAGAUUUAUGACCUUCUGGAGGAGAUCAGCGAGGAAAAGAUCCAAAGGAAUUAUAUCCCUGAAGAGACUAUCUACACAAGGGUGCUUGCAGCUCGGCAGUCCAGUGAGACCUAUCCCUUCGAUCCUGUCAAGUUCAUUCCCCGAUACCUCGCCGAAAACCAACUGUCAUGGGGUGUCCGCGGCGACAACAAUCCUGAGUACGCCAAGUACUUGGGCUACUUGACUUCCAAGGACCUUUAUCCCGACUUCGCUCCUCACGACUUCCGGGAAUAUCUUGAGGAAGUUGUCCGAGGCACGGCCAAGGGUGUCUACACCGACCGGGUAAUCUCCAAGGCUCACCAACGGAUGUUCCCUCGGACCGAAUCGAGCGACUCGCUCUACACCCGGAUAUUCCCGAGAACGGAAUCUAGCGACUCCCUCUACAUGUCGAGGUAA
This is a messenger RNA of Aspergillus tubingensis, 1080 nucleotides long. RefSeq names its product aromatic alcohol reductase. The record is from RefSeq and is a predicted model, not a curated record. Gene Ontology annotation, molecular function: oxidoreductase activity. NCBI's taxonomy places the organism in Eukaryota, Fungi, Ascomycota, Eurotiomycetes, Eurotiales, Aspergillaceae. Bases 1 to 1080 code for a protein of 359 amino acids. The transcript is spliced from 4 exons.